AUGCAAACGCUUGGUCUUUCAAAGCACAUUGUAGCGGCUUUGCGCACGUAUAAGAUAAUUUCUCCUUUUGAGAUUCAAGAACGUGUGAUUCCUAAAAUCUUGAAAGGCGCAAAUAUCAUAGCGUACGCACCUACCGGUUCUGGUAAAACUCUAGCAUUUUUACUGCCAAUAAUUGAGCUAUACUGCAGAGAUCCUAGCCCUUAUUUUGCACUAGUAAUAGUGCCGGCCCGAGAACUGGCUACUCAGAUUUACAAAUUUAUUCACGACUUUGGCAGUAGCUCUGGUAUCAAAAGCGUUGAAAUUAUAGGUGGUCAAAAUUAUGUAACACAGAAAUCUGCCUUUAUUAACUAUCCUAACAUAAUUGUCGCUACACCUGGACGACUGAGUCUUUUGCUCAAAGAGCAUUCAAUCACUCGGCAUUUUUUCAUGCUACAAUUUUUUGUUCUCGACGAAUUUGAUUCUUUUAGUGAAUUCUAUCGUUCCACAAUAUCACUUAAUAAAUUUUUUACUUAA
Messenger RNA from Dermatophagoides pteronyssinus (European house dust mite), 513 nucleotides. Its product is annotated as ATP-dependent RNA helicase dbp8-like. Lineage: Eukaryota; Metazoa; Arthropoda; Arachnida; Sarcoptiformes; Pyroglyphidae. The record is from RefSeq and is a predicted model, not a curated record.